This is a messenger RNA of Erigeron canadensis, 1624 nucleotides long. Its product is annotated as indole-3-glycerol phosphate synthase, chloroplastic-like. NCBI's taxonomy places the organism in Eukaryota, Viridiplantae, Streptophyta, Magnoliopsida, Asterales, Asteraceae. The transcript is spliced from 10 exons. The record is from RefSeq and is a predicted model, not a curated record. Bases 118 to 1350 code for a protein of 410 amino acids. Gene Ontology annotation, biological process: L-tryptophan biosynthetic process. Gene Ontology annotation, molecular function: phosphoribosylanthranilate isomerase activity; indole-3-glycerol-phosphate synthase activity.
AUUUUAUGUGUAUCAUUGAUCGUUUAUUAGGAUAGGAUAGUAGCAAAUUCUGAAAUGGUAGCAGACUGACUAGAUGUGUUGGAAUUAUUAAAUUAAAUUGAAUAGAAGGAGAUAUAUAUGGAGAGAUUAAUUAUGUGUGGAACGACGUCGUCACUGAACUCCAUUCCUUCAUCGUCCUUAACCAACAACCACCACACAUUCCAUUAUUCUCGAUCCCCAACAAUAUUAUUCAGAUUCCAAACACAUUUACCGACAACCACCUUAAUCAACAACAAAAGAGUCCCUCUUCCUGCUUGCAUUCAUGCUCAACAGUCUGAAGCUAUUGAUGGUUCUGCAAUUGAUUCUCCAUUGAGUGAUUCAAAAGUUGAUACGCUCGACAAUAAGGACUUUAAAGUUAGAAAUUCACAAGAAGAAAUAUCUGCUACUCAAGGCAUACGAAUUAGAAGACGACCACCAUCAGGACCUCCUACACAUUAUGUUGGUCCUUUUGAGUUCCGCUUACAAAAUGAAGGUAAUACUCCUCGUAAUAUACUAGAGGAAAUUGUAUGGAACAAAGACGUUGAGGUUGCACAGAUGAAAAGUAAAAAUCCUCUCUAUGCACUGAGCAAAGUUAUUAAAGCUGCUCCUCCUACCAAAGACUUUAUAGAAGCUCUCAAAGCAUCAAACUUAAGAACGGGAAUGCCUGCUCUAAUUGCUGAAGUAAAAAAGGCUUCACCGAGUAGAGGAGUUUUAAGAGAAGAUUUUGAUCCUGUUGAAAUUGCAAAAGCCUAUGAGAAAGGUGGUGCAGCAUGCCUGAGUGUUUUAACAGACAGAAAAUAUUUUCAGGGGAGCUUUGAAAAUUUAGAGGCCAUCCGAAAGGCUGGAGUGACGUGUCCUCUAUUAUGCAAAGAAUUCAUUGUGGAUGCAUGGCAACUCUAUUAUGCUAGAGUGAAAGGUGCCGAUGCUGUUUUGCUGAUCGCUGCUAUUUUACAAGAUCUUGACAUCAAAUACAUGAUUAAGAUAGCCAAACUGAUCGGAUUAACAGCACUAGUUGAGGUACACGAUGAGAAUGAAAUGGACCGUGUUCUUGAAAUUGACGGGAUUGAACUCAUUGGCAUCAAUAACCGUAACCUUGAAACAUUUGAGGUUGAUCUUGGUAACACCAAGAAGUUGCUUGAAGGUGAACGUGGUGAAAAGAUUCGACAAAAAGAUAUCAUGGUGGUCGGGGAAUCGGGAUUGUUCACCCCUGCUGAUGUUUCUUAUGUACAAGAAGCCGGUGUAAAAGCAAUCCUGGUUGGCGAGUCGCUUGUGAAGCAAAAAGAUCCCACAAAAGGAAUUGCUGAACUUUUUGGAAAAGAUAUAUCAGCAUAACUUAGUUGUCAAAAUGUUGACAUCAAACAGCUUCUUUGGAGGUCAUAAGUGUUGACUUCCCUGCUUAAAAUGGAACACUUGGGAGGUUCUCAGAGAUUAAAGAUUUAAACGUCCCGUCUAAGAAACAGAACACAACGUAGGUGCUUGAAGACGAAGGUUUUCCCUGGAAUGCUACAAAGUACAAAAUGUCGUUUACGUAUGUAACAUGGUCAAACUUUAAAAAGUUGUAUGCAAUUUUGACAAGUAUGAUAUUGGCAGAUAAAUUUUUUGAAUA